Molecule: messenger RNA, 2207 nt
Organism: Daldinia decipiens
Lineage: Eukaryota; Fungi; Ascomycota; Sordariomycetes; Xylariales; Hypoxylaceae
Product: major facilitator superfamily protein
Exons: 4
Coding region: 91-1593 (500 amino acids)
Biological process (GO): transmembrane transport
Molecular function (GO): transmembrane transporter activity
Source: RefSeq, a predicted model, not a curated record
AGCAGGUGGCUUAGGUUGCCCCCAUAUCAUCAUAUCUUCUUCUAGAUCAUAUUUCUUAGAGCAUAGAUUUAAUUCUUUUUAUAUAUUCCCAUGGCUAUCGAACUAGAAUCCGGCCUCGGCCUGAAGAGCUCUGAAGUCCAUGUUGUAUCUACAGAACCUGUCGUAGCUAGUUCGGCUCCUGCCGAGCUGGCUGCAAGUCUAUCAACGGCGCGGAAGCUGUUCAUCUCUACGACCGUCAUCUUGAUGAACUUCAAUGUUACAUUGGGUUCGUCUCUCCCUAGUGGAGCGGGAGAUACGCUGAACGCUCAUUUUGGCGUUACAUCUGAACUCCAAAAGCCAUUACCAGUAGCUGUUUUCCUCGUUGGUUAUAUUUUCGGGCCCAUUAUAUUCGCCCCGCUCUCUGAAUCGUGGGGUCGUCGUCCGGUCUUCCUGGUAUCCUUCGGCAUUUACACUGCAUUCACGCUUGGAUGUGCCUUAGCACCAAACUGGCCAGUGUUUCUAUUCUUCCGUUUCUUGCUAGGUUGCGGCGCGGCUGCACCGCAAACGGUUUCAGGCGGCCUUUUUUGUGAUAUCUAUCCCGAUCUGGGACCCCGCGGUCUGGCCAUGACGAUGCUCGGCCUUACAAGUAACAUUGGACCCCUCGUGGGGCCUAUCAUCUCGGGAUUCACCUCAACAAAAGUUUGGCAGUGGCAAUUCUGGAGUGCCUUGAUUCUUGCUGGUGCUAACUGGCCUAUGCUUCUCUUCGUGCCCGAAACGUUUGCUCCCGUAGUUAACGCCCGCGCUGUAAAAAGUGCUACAAAGACAAAAUCGCAUCAAUCAGCUGUCUCUGUCAUUACUAAAACGGGAUUAGGCAUUCGGAAUCGGGUGAGAGUUCUGGCACGUCCCAUCCGUAUUCUUUCGGAACCGCUUGUUUUCUUCACGGAUCUCUUCAUUCUUUAUCAAUAUGUCAUCUACUUCCUCUACUUUGGGGCGUAUCCAGUCAUUUUCCGCGGUACAUAUUCUAUGUCUAGUGGAGUUUCUGCUUUGAUGUUUAUCCCCACUGGUGUCGGGGGUAUUUUUGCUAUUGCUAUAUUUGUAGCUUGGGAUAAGUUUCAUAAAAAAUCCGUCGAAAGAGGAAGGCCGUGGGCUCUCCAGGAGGAGUACCGACGACUUCCACUGGCCUGUCUCGGUGGCCCCCUGUUCGCUCUAUCCGAGUUCUGGCUGGGGUGGACUGCUCGGCCUACCGUUCAUUGGGCCGUUCCCGCAUUAUCAGGGAUAUCCCUAGGCAUCGGCAUCGAUCUCACGUUUCUAGCGCUAAACAACUACCUCACGGAUGCAUACGGCAUUUAUAGCGCAUCGGCGUUAGCGUCAAGCGUCUUUACGCGAAACAUUUUCGCUGCGAUUAUCAUUCCUCUUACCACAUAUCCGUUAUAUGAGAAUCUAGGUACGGAUUGGGCCUGUACAUUGCUGGGAUGUUUAUGCGUUGCUUUGACGCCGAUCCCGUUCGCAUUUAUUCGUUGGGGUCCGGCCAUGAGAAGGCGCAGUUCUUUCUGCCAGAAGUUAGCACGUAUGAAAGACGAGGAUGAGGGUGGUAACAUGGUGGUUCCCCUUUGACCGAGUUAAUUCCGACAACACGUUGCACACAUACUAUGUAGGUACCUAGGUACCUAGAUAUGUAUGUAUGUACCUACUUACUUCUAGCUUUGUCGCAACCUGAAUGACUGGGAUUAGAAAUUUGCGUAGUAACUGAAAAAAAGAAAACGCAUAGAAAUUCGAAGGACUAGUUCUCCCUUACUUUAAACCCCACCAGUCACACAAGUAGCAUACCACGCCCAGCUAGAGGAUGGUCGCACAAAAGUAACGUCGGGAUUGAUUCAGUGUCAAGAUGGCACCCCUUAAGCUUAUUCCGAAGUAAUACUACUCAGCUGAUAUCAACCCGUACUCCAUCACAAUUCCACCCGCUGAUCUUCUACUCACUCAAGUCGGGAAAUUAACAACUCUGUAAAGAUGUGUUGUGUAGCAAUCGCUACUCACCAUUCACUAAGCGAAAAGCUUCUACUCUGUACGGCUUACAUAUUAAUACCAAUCAUACGAACCAGGACCAACUUGUACACAAGACGAUAUGUAUUAUACCUAGGUAUAUAAUCUGUACUACGGGACCCAUUAUAUAAUGUUGCAUUAGCUCCCGCUGUGGGGUACACUGGUACGACAUAAGGCUAUAAGUGUGG